Messenger RNA from Momordica charantia (bitter melon), 1949 nucleotides. RefSeq names its product Major facilitator superfamily protein. The record is from RefSeq and is a predicted model, not a curated record. Lineage: Eukaryota; Viridiplantae; Streptophyta; Magnoliopsida; Cucurbitales; Cucurbitaceae. Gene Ontology annotation, biological process: transmembrane transport. Gene Ontology annotation, cellular component: membrane. Gene Ontology annotation, molecular function: transmembrane transporter activity.
CUUGGUGAAACUUAUAAACAGUGUUAAUCUUGUGAUGUUUAUCAGCUGCCUAUAAACAAUCCAAAAAAACAAAAAAUCAGCUGCCUAUAAACACCGAGAGCUUGCACAAGCCAUUCAGCAGCAGCAAGAACCUUGAGGAACCCAACAAUGGAGGAGGAGCAAACUAAAAAUAAGCAUGCCGGAAGAAAGAAGGGUGGCCUUAUCACUAUGCCCUUCAUCUUCGCGAAUGAGAUCUGCGAGAAGAUUGCUGUGGUUGGGUUUAAUACCAAUAUGAUUAGCUACUUGACGAAGCAGCUCCAUAUGCCCUUAACCCAAGCAGCCAACACCAUCACCAACUUCAGCGGAACCGCCAGCUUGACGCCGCUCAUCGGAGCCUUCAUCGCCGACUCCUAUGCCGGCCGCUUUUGGACCAUCACUGUCGCCUCCAUUCUUUACCAGAUAGGUAUGACAAUCCUGACGACAUCGGCAGUGGUGCCGACCCUGAGGCCGCCACCGUGCAACGGCGGAGAAGUGUGCUCGCAGGCGGACGGCGGGCAGCUGGGAAUCCUAUACAUAUCGCUUCUGUUGACGGCGCUCGGGUCGGGCGGGAUCCGGCCGUGCGUGGUUUCGUUCGGGGCGGACCAGUUCGAGGAGUCGGAUCCGAAGCGGGGGAUGAAGACGUACAAGUAUUUCAAUUGGUACUAUUUUGCGAUGGGGGCGUCGAUGCUGGUGGCGGUGACGGUGCUGGUGUACGUGCAGGAUAACAUCGGCUGGGGCUGGGGCUUCGGGAUUCCCACCAUCGCCAUGUUCCUCUCCAUCGUCACCUUCAUUGUCGGGUACCCGAUUUAUAGGCACUUGGAUCCGUCGGGUAGCCCGUUUACCCGUUUGUUGCAGGUCGGGGUUGCCGCCUACCGGAAGAGGAAACUCGACCCGGUUUCUGAUUACAAGAUGCUGUAUCAGAAUCAUGAGAUUGAUGACCCAAUUUCAAGAGAUGGGAAGCUCCUUCAUACCAAACAUAUGAAAUUUCUAGACAAGGCGGCAAUAGUAACAGAAGAAGACGAGCUGAAAACGGGCCGAAAGCCCAAUCUAUGGAAGCUGAACACAGUCCACCGAGUGGAGGAGCUGAAGUCCGUAAUCCGAAUGGGCCCAAUAUGGGCCUCAGGAAUAAUCCUAAUCACGGCCUAUUCCCAACAGAACACAUUCUCCCUCCAACAAGCCUCAACAAUGAACCGCCACGUCACCGAAUCCUUCCAAAUCCCGGCCGGCUCAAUGACCGUUUUCACCCUCCUCACAAUGCUCGUCACCGUCGCCCUAUACGACCGCGUUUUUGUCCCCAUCGCCCGCCGCUUCACCGGCCUCGACCGCGGCAUCACCUUCCUCCGCCGCAUGGGCAUCGGCCUCGUCAUCUCCGUAUUCGCCACCCUCAUCGCCGGCUUCGUCGAGAAGAAGCGGAAACACGCCGCCGCCGGUGACCCCAUUUCAGUCUUCUGGCUGGUGCCGCAGUACAGCCUCCACGGCAUGGCGGAGGCGUUCAUGUCCAUCGGCCACCUCGAGUUCUUCUACGACCAGUCGCCGGAGAGCAUGAGGAGCACCGCCAUGGCGCUCUUCUGGACCUCCAUCUCCGCCGGCAACUACUUGAGCACGCUCCUCGUUACGCUCGUGCAUAAGUUCACGGCCGGCCCUGGGGGAUCCAACUGGCUAAGGAAUGAUAAUCUGAAUUUGGGGAAGCUCGAGAAUUUCUACUGGUUGAUUACUCUGCUGCAGGUUUUUAAUCUUGUUUAUUAUGUGUUUUGUGCCAAAGUUUACACUUUUAAGCCGUUGGAGCUUCAGGGGAAGGUUGUAGAUAGCUCUAAGGUGGAUGAAGUUCAACUUGUCAACCAUGUUUAGAUCACCUGAAAAAUGUUAGGAGGAUCGAAUUCACCGCAUCUUCAAUGAAGAUAUAUAUCAAUUAACUUGUGUCUUAUCGAAUA